AAAUGCAAAAUGUGGGUAGUUGUGGAUGACCAGUCGGACAGUGCUAUCGCUAUCCCAAAAAAUGGAAAUCGAACUAGCAUACGUUCUAGUCACUGUGAUUACAAUCGGAUGGCUUUACUACUGGUUAACCAAGGACCAUGACUACUUUCACCACAAACCGAUUCCAUCGAUGGCGGUCUGGCCCAUCGUUGGAAGCACGGGACCACUUUUAUUCAAAAAGCACUCGUUUACGGAAUUCGUUAAGAUCAUUUACGACAAAUUUGAUGGCGUGAAAGUUUUCGGUCUAUUCGACGCGAAUGCCCCAUUAUACGUUAUUCGUGAUCCGGAGAUGAUCAAAAAGAUCGGCAUUAAAGACUUCGACCACUUCAUGAACCACCGGCCGAUCUGGGGUCAAGCCGAAGGAGAUCAUCCAAAUCUGUUGUUUGCUAAGUCGCUGUUUGUACUGAACGAUCAAAAGUGGAGGGAUAUGCGGGUUACCCUUAGUCCAGCGUUCACCGGAUCAAAAAUGCGGCAGAUGUUUGAGCUGGUAGUGGAGUGUAGCGCAAGCAUGGCUCAGUUCUUUCAGAAAGAGUCGCAGCUUAGCGGCAGAUCGCAGGUGUACGAGAUGAAAGAUGUGUUUUCUAGAUUUACCAACGACGUGAUAGCGACAUGUGCUUUUGGAAUCAAGGUUGACUCCUUACGGAACCCUAAAAAUGAGUUCUACGCGCACGGAAAUGUUAUGUUUAAAUUCGACACAUUGGCCGCCUUAAUUCGCACGUUUGGACAUCGGUACAUUCCCUCCGUUAUGAGCUACUUUGGAAUUGAUUUGCUCGAUAGAGUGCAUAAUACCUACUUUUCAUCACUUAUUAAGCAAGCUAUAAAGUCACGAGAAACUCAAGGCAUUGUUCGCCCGGAUAUGGUUCACCUCUUGAUGCAGGCUAGAAAGGGAAUGCUGAAGAAUCAGCAUGAGAUCGAGCAAAAUGAAAGUUUUGCGACGGUGAAGGAGUUUGAACAUGGGAAGGGGACAUCGUCAAUCGUAAUGACAGAGGUCGAAAUGAUUGCACAAUGCUUAAUUUUCUUCGUCGCCGGUUUCGACACAGUGUCGACAUGUCUCACCUUCCUAGCUUAUGAACUGACUAUUAAUUCAGACGUUCAGAAACGAUUAUAUGAGGAGAUUUUGGAGACGCACGAAUCUCUGAAUGGAAAGCCGUUGAAUUACGACACACUUCAAAAGAUGAAGUACAUGGACAUGGUGGUGUCAGAAUCGCUUCGUAAGUGGCCUCCAGUACCCGCUAUAGACAGACUAUGCGUUCAAGAUUACGAAUUUGAUGAUGGUCAAGGCAUGAAGUUUACUAUCGAAAAGGGAGCAGCAAUCUGGCUUCCUUUCCAUGGACUACACCAUGACCCGAAGUAUUACGUCAACCCGGAGCAAUUCUUACCGGAGCGAUUCAGUGAUGAGAACAAGGCAAAUAUAAAUCCGAACGCAUAUCUGCCAUUUGGGAUCGGUCCCAGGAACUGCAUCGGGUCCAGAUUUGCUCUGAUGGAGGUUAAGGCGAUUGUGUUUUACAUGCUGAUGAAGUUUAGCUUUGAGCGAACGGAGAAAACCCAGGUGCCAUUGAAGCUUGCCAAAGGCUAUCUGGGGGUACACUCAAGAAAUGGUGUUUUCGUGGAGUUUAAAUUGAGAAAAUCAUUGACCAGUUAGAUGGUAUUGAUUGCAAAUUCGUCGUGAAAGCCAAUAAUUUAUUCUGUAGAUACCAUGCGUUACAAUUCUUGUAAGAAAAAAAACUGAUACUGGUCGGAUUUGCAACUUUCCACUGAAAAUUAUUUUCGAUUACUGUAUUGUCGAAUGAUAUGUACCUGUAGAUAAUUUGAUCUUAUAUCUGAACUAGGAAAUAUAAAAAUUUUCGUGAAAAAUUGUUGUCCCCAAGCCACAUAGUAUUUUCUCCAUUGGAAAGGUCAGUUAUUCUUCUUUCCAGAACAACUAAAAAUUGCAAAUCGGUUUAAAACUGA
Topomyia yanbarensis is the source of this 1989-nucleotide messenger RNA. RefSeq names its product cytochrome P450 9e2-like. The transcript has 2 exons. The record is from RefSeq and is a predicted model, not a curated record. Gene Ontology annotation, molecular function: oxidoreductase activity, acting on paired donors, with incorporation or reduction of molecular oxygen; iron ion binding; monooxygenase activity. Lineage: Eukaryota; Metazoa; Arthropoda; Insecta; Diptera; Culicidae. The coding region runs from base 26 to 1681 and encodes 551 amino acids.